This is a messenger RNA of Trichogramma pretiosum, 702 nucleotides long. RefSeq names its product zinc finger protein 891-like. NCBI's taxonomy places the organism in Eukaryota, Metazoa, Arthropoda, Insecta, Hymenoptera, Trichogrammatidae. Gene Ontology annotation, biological process: regulation of transcription by RNA polymerase II. Gene Ontology annotation, cellular component: nucleus. The record is from RefSeq and is a predicted model, not a curated record. Gene Ontology annotation, molecular function: RNA polymerase II transcription regulatory region sequence-specific DNA binding; DNA-binding transcription factor activity, RNA polymerase II-specific. Bases 1 to 702 code for a protein of 233 amino acids. The transcript has 4 exons.
AUGUUAACAAGAUUCCAAGUGAAAAGGAUGAAACCAAGUGAUUUAUUUGAUUGUGGCGUCAGAGUGAAAGAGGAGCCAAGUGAUGUCCCCUUUCGUAAAAAUGAUUAUGAAGUAAUUGACGAGAAACCCGAUUUUAAAAACGUUCAACUCCUAUCAUUCCCGCGAGAAAAUUCAAGCCAUACGCUUCGAAAAUAUGACUUGAAACAUGAAGAUGAACUUGGUAACGAAGCGAAAAUAGUUUUCGAGAGCGAAGAUGUGAAACCCAAUAUGGCUUUUUUAGCAGUUAAGAAAAUUGACAGUAAUUUUAAAUAUCAUUUGCAGAAUGUAACUCACAGUGAUGGUUAUAAAACUCAAAACAUAGUUAAUGAAGAAACCGUGGUUGAAGUAAAACAAGAAUAUGUUCAUAAAACUGCAGAACAAUUGAAUUUCAAUCUUGACAUGCACAAUGGGGUCAUUCACUCAUGUGAUGAAUGUAAAAAAUUAUUUCGCCACAAAAACAGUCUCCGAAAUCACAUAAAUGAGAUGCACAGGGCUGUCACACAUACAUGCAAUACAUGUGGAAAAUCAUUUUCAACCAAAAGUAAUCUCAAGAACCACGUCGAUUCUGUACACAAGGGUAUCACACAUGCAUGUGACACAUGUGGAAAGAAGUACUCAACUAAAUGGUAUCUCAAAGUCCACAUGAAUUCGGUACAUGAUUAA